This is a messenger RNA of Gadus chalcogrammus (walleye pollock), 3769 nucleotides long. It is a transcript of the gene znf365, whose product is annotated as zinc finger protein 365. The record is from RefSeq and is a predicted model, not a curated record. Lineage: Eukaryota; Metazoa; Chordata; Actinopteri; Gadiformes; Gadidae. The coding region runs from base 11 to 1501 and encodes 496 amino acids. Gene Ontology annotation, cellular component: centriolar satellite. Gene Ontology annotation, biological process: regulation of neuron projection development; regulation of DNA strand resection involved in replication fork processing; telomere maintenance. The transcript has 6 exons.
GUGUAGGCCGAUGACGAGACGCGACCCCCUGCUGCGCUUGUAUCUCCAGGCGAGUCUACGGUGUCCUCCGUCGGUCCCUCCCGCCAGCGUGACUCGCGCCGAGGAGACGCCCCCCGCGACAUGGCAGCCCCUUAGGACCCUGGAACGCGCGGUCAUGCAGCAGGCGUUGGGCUCCAGACCCGCUGAAGGCCUCAGCAGCGUAGGGGGGGGGCUGUCGCUGGGCUGCUCCCGAUGUGCGGGGAGGGACCGCCCCGGGACCCUGGCCUCGCUGCGGACCACCAUGAAGCCCCUCCCCCAGCGCCCCCCCGGUGCCCCCCCCCUGGGGCCCAGCGGGGGGCGACGGUCUCCCCCCAGGAGGCGCCGGACCAGGAGCGCCGGCGUGGGCCCCAAGGACGAGGAGGAGGAGGUGGUGGAGGAGGAGGAUGCCAGGAAAAAUGCGGAAGGUCUGAGACGGAUCCUCUUCCUCAGUCUACCCAGUCCGCCUCACCCAAGACCACCCACCGACCCGGGUCCAGACCCAAGAUCCCCCACAGACCCGGGUCCAGACCCAAGACCCCCCACAGACCCGGGUCCAGACCCAAGACCCCCCACAGACCCGGGUCCAGACCCAAGGCCACCCACAGACCCGGGUCCAGACCAAAGACCAGCGCCUGGAGGUGGGUCAGACCCAGACCCUAGACCAGCGCCUGGAGGUGGGUUAGACCCAGACCCUAGACCAGCGCCAGGAGGUGGGUCAGACCCGGACCCUAGACCAGCGCCAGGAGGUGGGUCAGACCCAGGGGGUCCAGGGCCGUCUGUGGAGUUUGGAGGAAGGGAUGUUCGGACCGAUGUCUCCCGGUGGGCGGGGCUGGAGGCGGUGGUGCGUGGCCGGCUCGCCGUGCUGCUGCACGCGGCCGACGGCAGCAUGCAGCGCCGGCUAGCACGUGUCAGCUGGGAGCUAGCCCGCACGGACACGGAGCUGCUGUGUGAGCGCGCUCACUGGCGCCACCUGGCCCGCGAGCGGCAGGAGGCGGCGGAGCGGCAGCGCGCGCUGAGCCGCCAGGUGGACGUGGCCGUCAGCGUGAUCGCCGCCCUGAGGGAGCAGCUCAACGUCUCGGAGGACCGGCUGGAGCAGCGCGAGAGAGAGGCGCUGAGCAUUCAGAGCUUUUUGGCGGCGGCGGCGCGGCAGGAGGCCAGCGGGAGGCUCCGCCUCCAGCGCUUCAUCGAGGCGCUGCUGGAGCGGAUCGCCCUCGCAGAGCGGCGGGUCCGGUCCUACCAGGGGGAGGAGCACGCCGACUGCCAGAGGAACCGCCCCCCCACACAGCAGCUCGCUGAGCAAGCUCGCCACAGGAUGUCCAAGAGCAGGUCAGCAGGGGGUCAACCAUACUCUGGUUUCCAUGACAACAGGAGCUCCUCCUCUUCUUCCAGGCCCAGCCUGGACCAGGACCUGGACCAAGACCAGGACCCGGGGUGGGUCUGGGAGCCCAGACAGCGCUGCAGGUCCCUGGGCUACGAUGUCUAGAGCGGACCUCCUCCUCCAGGAGACUGGCUAGGACCUGGACCUGGACCUGGACCUGGACCUGGAUCUGGACCUGGACCUGGACCUGGACCUGGACCUCCACCGCUAGAGACCCUCACAAGCACCAGAACUAGAACAUUAUAACACAACAAUACACACAACGCCACUAGAACCAUUAGAACCACAACAACAAUAUAACCCAACAACAAACCCCACACAAGGAGAACAGCAUUAUAGAACAACACAACAACAAUAGAAUAUAAUCUAACAAUGGUAUAGCAAAACACAACACAAUAACACAACAUAACUACACAUACAUACAUGAUAAUAACACAAGAGCAGUAUAUAACACAAGAUCACUAUAUCAACACAAUGAGACCACGCAACGUCACCUAAACCCUUAGCCUUGUUACACAACCGGUUACUAACGGUUACUGUCUUCUGAAUGUAGCCCCGGGGUCCUGCUUUAACUUUUGACCUUUGACCUUUAACCUCUGGACUAUGGCUCUGGGUGAUGGAGUCUGCUGAUCACUGCUACACACACACACACACACACACACACACACACACACACACACACACACACACACACACACCUGUACGUAGUAUACUGCCCAUCGGCCCGGUCUCUGGGGUUAUACGUAUCUCUGCUGUAAAUGGUUCUGGGUUUUUAACUGUUAGUAUAUUUUGUAAAUUCUGUGUCCAGAACUUGUGGUAGGAGAACAUUUAAACUGAUAAUUAAUAAAAGAAGGUAUAUUAAUUGUGUGUGUGUGUGUGUGCGUGCGUGUGUGUGUGCAUGUAUGUGCGUGUUUGUGCUAGCUAUAAAAGGUGUUUUAGGCAUAGCAUCAGGGCUAAUUCAGCGCUCAAGGGAGUCUGGCAGCAGAUGUCUCAGAGCGGCACGAAGCAGCACAUAGAAAACACAGACUUCCUGGUGGUUCAGUAACGUUAUGACGUCACGUGGUAGAGUCAUGUGAUGACGUCAAGGUGGUAGAGUAAGUUGAUGACGUCACGGUGGUAGAGUAAGGUGAUUACAUCGUGUUGGUAGAGUAAAGUUAGGACGUCAUGGUGUAGAGAAACGUUAUUAUGGUACAGUUACGUUUUGACAUCACGGUGGGAUGUUACGUUAUGACGUCACUGCGGUAGACUUAAGUUAUGACGUCAAGGUGUUAGUUUCCUAUGUUCUGUUUGUAGAGCUCGUUAGAGGAACACUCUGUAUAGCACUGUACUGUGAAGAUCUGAAUUAAACAUGUAUCCAACAUCUCCUCUUGAAGGUCUUUCUGCUACCGGAAAUACAAAUGUAACUUCUGUUCCGGUCUGGGUAAGGUGGAUCCAAGAAAGAGGCAGCAGGCAGCGAGGAGUUUGGAAAACCAAAUACUUCUUUACUGAAGUGAGUACAAACGCAGUACAAACAACAUGCCCUUUCCAUGAGAAAAAAAGGUGUAUUGCAACAUUCAGAGUAAUACUACUUUCUAAAUCAGAACUAAUAUACCUGAAACAUAAAUACGUACCGGUUUGGAUUUCAUAACUGAACCAGAAAGAGUUACGUAGCCUAUAUUGUGUAAGUUUGCGCAUUCACAGAUGUGUGUUGCUAGCGCAGGGAAGAACAUGUAGACAUAAAUGCAGAAUGCAGCUACCGAUAUUAAAUUAAAAAAAUCAGACAUGAAGCAAAAAGUUCAAGGCUGCAAUAUGAAAAAAUAAAAGGGCUUUAUUAAUUACCAACACACGACACGUAUUUGUCUCAAUGUCUAUAUAAGGACCUAAAGAUCAUUGUUGUUAUUGUUUAAUCACAUACUGAGGCUGUUCUGCUGGAUAAGGUCAUCCAUUUUAUCAACAGUUCAUCUCCAUUUAUUAGAGAACCGCCUACACAUGAGGACCUAUUUUAUGAAAUGGUUUACUUGGCUGCACCAACACAAAUGGUUCCGCGACUGGACUGUUGCCAAGCAACACAUACACAUGUCCUUCGCACUAUCUUGCUGCUCGGCACCAUGGGACGUCUCCCCAGUGACGAGUCUUUUAACGCUGCGGUGAUGCGUUCCCGGCGAUCGGAAGCACCUAAGACCAGAGGGAUAGUGAUACACUGGCAGCGCGGAGGGAUACAAGAGUAAUACACCUGCAGAGCGGAGGGAUACAAGAGACAAACACCUGCAGAGCGGAGGGAUACAGGAGUGAUCCGCCUGUAGUUAGAUCCCCAGACUUAUACUCUAGAUCAAGAUCAGUGCUCAUGGAAUGCCUCGUGUCCGAUCAAAUUGCUUGAUCGGAAAUAAUUGAUUU